This is a messenger RNA of Rhea pennata, 2122 nucleotides long. It is a transcript of the gene SMARCAD1, whose product is annotated as SWI/SNF-related, matrix-associated actin-dependent regulator of chromatin, subfamily a, containing DEAD/H box 1. Gene Ontology annotation, molecular function: chromatin binding; DNA binding; ATP-dependent chromatin remodeler activity. The coding region runs from base 39 to 1832 and encodes 597 amino acids. Gene Ontology annotation, cellular component: nucleus. Lineage: Eukaryota; Metazoa; Chordata; Aves; Rheiformes; Rheidae. The transcript has 16 exons. The record is from RefSeq and is a predicted model, not a curated record.
UAGCACUCCGGCCCUUUAAUAGUUGGGAAACUGUGCUUAUGAAAAUGACUAAAACUUCCGGCUUAUCAGAAUACACAAUAUGGAACUGCAAGAUCCUGAUGAAAGAGAGGGAGGUGGUUUUACAUCUCAUGAAUAAAUGCGAAUACAUUUCAAAUAAACUGACAAAACAAGUAACCAGUAUCACUGAAGAUGGAGAAUGUGGGUGGAACAUAGAGCAACCGUCCAUUUUGAAUCAGAGUUUGAAGCUCAAGCCAUAUCAGAAGAUCGGAUUGAACUGGUUAGCACUUCUGCAUAAACAUGGGUUGAAUGGUAUUUUGGCUGAUGAAAUGGGCUUAGGAAAAACAAUUCAAGCUAUUGCAUUUCUGGCAUAUCUCUAUGAAGAGGGCAAUAGUGGUCCCCACCUGAUAGUUGUGCCAGCUUCCACACUGGAUAACUGGAUAAGAGAAGUUAAUCUGUGGUGUCCUGAACUGAAGGUCCUUUUAUAUUAUGGAUCCCAAGAAGAUCGGAAGCGUCUCAGGCUGCGCAUUAAUAAUAAAGCUAUACAUUUCAAUGUGAUUAUAACCACAUACAACUGCGCAAUUAGCAAUUUAGAUGAUAGAAGGCUGUUUCGCAGGUUGAAACUGAACUCUGCAAUUUUUGAUGAAGGUCAUAUGCUGAAGAAUAUGAACUCUGCGCGCUACCAACACCUUAUGACAUUUAAUGCAAAGAAUCGCUUACUGCUAACAGGAACUCCUGUUCAAAAUAAUCUAUUGGAAUUGAUGUCUCUCCUGAAUUUUGUCAUGCCGCGUAUGUUCAAAAGUAGCAAAAGUGAAAUCCGAAGGAUGUUCUCUUCAAAAGCGAAGAGUGAUGAAGAACAAAGUGCAUACGAAAAGGAGAGGAUUGCACAUGCAAAACGGAUAAUAAAACCAUUCAUCUUGAGAAGAGUAAAAGAUGAGGUCCUUAAAAAACUACCUCCCAAGAAAGAUCUCGUUGAAUUAUGUGCCAUGUCUGAGAAGCAGGAGCAACUAUACUGUGGCCUCUUCAAAAAGUUAAAGAAAAAUGUUACGGAGAAAAACUCUGAUAUGGGAAAUGUAAUGAUGCAGCUUAGAAAAAUGGCUAAUCACCCUCUCUUGCAUCGUCAGUAUUACACAAAUGACAAGCUCAGGACAAUGUCCAGACGUAUGCUUAAGGAACCAACACAUCACAAUGCUGAUCCUGACCUUAUCUUUGAAGAUAUGACAGUAAUGACAGAUUUUGAGCUGCAUCUGCUUUGUGAGCAAUAUUCUCAUGUCAGUGACUUCAAGUUAGACAUGGAUCAGAUUUUGGAUUCUGGAAAAUUUAGAACACUGGAACGCAUUCUCUCUGACCUUAAAGAGAAGGGUGACAGAGUUGUAUUGUUUAGCCAGUUUACUAUGAUGCUGGAUAUCCUGGAAGUUCUCCUAAAGCAUCGCCAGUUUAGAUAUAUCAGAAUGGAUGGAAAAACACAGAUUUCUGAGAGGAUACAUCUAAUAGAUCAGUUCAAUACAGAUACAGAUAUAUUUAUAUUCCUCCUGUCCACCAAAGCUGGUGGCUUGGGAAUUAAUCUGACCUCAGCAAAUGUUGUCAUUCUUCAUGAUAUUGAUUGCAACCCAUACAAUGACAAGCAAGCAGAGGAUCGAUGCCAUCGAGUAGGCCAAACAAGAGAAGUACAAGUCAUAAAGCUAAUCAGUAAAGGGACUAUUGAAGAAUCCAUGCUGAAAAUCAGCCAGCAGAAAUUGAAGUUAGAACAAGAUAUGACUGCAGCUGAUUCAGGAGAAGAAGGGACCAUUCCACCAGAUAUAGCCACAUUAUUAAAAGCUUCAUUAGGUCUCUGAAAUGGAAAUAUGCUUAAGAAUUUAAGGAAAAAAGGCAACAUUGUACCCCACGAAGUCAUAUAUUACUGAUGGCCAUGAGUUUUAUGACAUUUAUAACUUUUUGUAGUUUCUUUAUUGUAUUUCUCACGAUACUGAAAAUUUUUAACACCAACAGCAUUCUUUUGAUGCUUAAAAACGAAAACAUAAAUGACAAGUGGAUCAGAUGCCAACUAAAUGUUAUUUUACAGAGCAGUUUUCAAAAUGGAGACCUAAGUAGUGAUUGUUUUAACAGAUUCACUACUACUUAAGAU